Pseudopipra pipra is the source of this 8369-nucleotide messenger RNA. RefSeq names its product transcription activation suppressor family member 2 (gene TASOR2). The record is from RefSeq and is a predicted model, not a curated record. The transcript is spliced from 13 exons. Gene Ontology annotation, biological process: negative regulation of gene expression, epigenetic. Gene Ontology annotation, cellular component: nucleoplasm. The coding region runs from base 636 to 7610 and encodes 2324 amino acids. Lineage: Eukaryota; Metazoa; Chordata; Aves; Passeriformes; Pipridae.
AUUUGCAGGAUCAGGGAGUCCUCAUCCUCCUCACGCCCUCGGAUGGCCCGUGUUCCCGGCAGCCGCUGGCCCUGCUGGCCCUGUUCCUGUUCUCCUCGCCGCGCUCGCUCGGCCCCCGAGCGGAAAAACGCGCUCCGAGGGCCAUCAGGAAAUACGGCGACAGGAGGGACAUCCCCUGGAAAGUGGCCUCCCUCCUGCCGGGGCUCCGCUACGCCCUGAGGAAAGCCGGGAGCUGCCCCUGGAAUGACUCGGUCAGCGCCAGCACGCGCAUCAAGCAGCACUUCCAGGAGUACGCGAAGCUGGGGCAGGACCCGGAGCCCGAGGGCGGCGACCACCUGAGCCUUCCCCCCGCGGAGGAGGGAUCCAGCCCCUUCCAGAGGUUCCCGGAGAAGUCCCUGUGCCAGCUGCGGCACUACCUCCUCAACCCCAAGAGCUACACCCUGAAGCUGUCGGCGGCCACCGGCUGCUUGAAGGGGGACGGGCAGUCCCUGCUCGGCGCUGCUGCUGCUGCUGCUCCUGCCCCGCCUGCCGCUCCCAGGAGGGAAUCCCCCAAUUCCCAGGGCGGGGCAGAGCCCGAGGGAGAUCCCAGCGAUCCCUGGGGGGAGCAGGGAAGGAGGAAAUCCACCCGGCUCCUCAUGAGCAGGAAGAGGGGCUCGGCGGAGGCUCCCGCGGGAGAGGAUGGCAGGAGCGCCAAGAGGAAACCCAGCGCCGCUCCCUCCUCCAAAAGGGCGGGAUCCGCAGGGAAUUCCAAGGGGUCCUUGCUUAAAUUGGCCAAUCUGCAGCUUCCACACGGGAGGAAAAGAGGUGCCGAGGUCCUGUCCGCCAAAAUCAUCCGCAAAUCCCCGGAGAAGCCCGCGGAGAAGGGAAACGACGCUCCCGGCAUUCCCGAUUCUCCCGACGCUCCCGAUCCAGCAGCAAAGAGAGCGAAGGCUGCGGAGAGCCCAGACACCCCCAGUCCUGUUCCCGACCCCGUUCCCAUCCGCAUGGAGGUGCCUCGUGCCGAGAGAGCCCCGACUCCAGUGAAAAACAAGGAGCAGGAAAGUCCGGAGCGCGACCCAUCCCAAGCUCGAGGUGACGGCGGCCGAGCGGGAAGCGAGUUGCAGGAGCUGCUCCCCGACCUCCCAGCCCAAGUCUCUCCCCAGUCCCACGGAGAGCAGAGCCAAGGGAACGAGUGUUAUCCGGCUGAGCUCGGGAACGAGUGCGACUCGCACGGGCUGAACCUGCUGGCUGACCUGGCCCUGGGCUCCUGCGUGUCCCUCUACAUCCCCCAGGACAUGGAGGGGACCCCUGUGUCCCCCAGCACCGAGGUGGUCCCUGUGCCCCUCAGUGCUGAGGUGAUCCCUGUGCCCUACAGCCCUUCCAGCGACUCCUCCCAGGACGAUGAGGGGAUCUCGGUGUCCUACAGCUCUGGGAUGGUCCCUGUGUCCCACAGAACUGGGGUGACCCCCAUGUCCCACGGAACUGGGGUGACCCCUGUGUCCCACAGCACUUGGGUGAUCCCUGUGUCCCACAACACUGGGGUGAUCCCCGUGUCCCACAGAACUGAGGUAUUCACUGUGUCCCACAGCACCGGAGCGAUCCCCGUGUCCCAGAUCACCGGAGUGAUCCCUGCAUCCCACAGCACUGGGGUGAUCCCUGUGUCCCACAGCACUGGGGUGAUUCUUGUGUCCCACAGCACCGAGGUGAUCCCUGCGUCCCACAGCACUGGGGUGAUCCCUGUGUCCCACAGCACCGAGGUGAUCCCUGUGUCCCACAGCACCGAGGUGAUCCCUGCAUCCCACAGCACUGGGGUGAUCCCUGUGUCCCACAGCUCUUCCAGUUACUCCUCCCAGGGUGCUGAGGUGAUCCUGGUGUCCCAGAGCCCUUGCAGCGACUCCCCCCAGGGCGCCGAGGUGAUCCCGGUGUCCUACAGCACUGAGGUGAUCCCCGCGUCCUCCAGCCCUUCCGGCGACUCCCCCCAGGACACUGAGGACACUGAGGUGAUCCCUGAGGUGACCCCGGUGUCCCCGAGCCCUCCCAGUGCCUCCCCCCAGGAGCAGCAGGGCCGUCCCCAGCUCAGAUCCCCACGUGCUGCUCCCGCUCCCGACCCCAAGCACCAGCGGCCUGGAAGACGAGCCGCCUCCGCCGGGAAGGAGCCACCCAACCAGGCCCUUCCCGCCGCGGGAAAACCGGGAUCCAACGCAGGAAAACCGGGAUUCAACGACUCCACCACCGCCACCGCCGCUCCCAGGGAGAGAACCUCCGGAAUUCCCAGCCAGAGCGGCGUGAGGCCGGGAUGGGCCGGGGAGAGGCAGCACUGCGCCGUGGCCCUGGAGCACUCCUACGCCAUGGUGGGCCCGCCGGAGCCACGCAGGAGAGGCACCAAUCCCCCAGGAACGAGUCCCCCGGGAACGAGUCCCCCAGGAACGCCCACCUCCGGAGCGGCCCCCGCCCAGAACGGCACCGGGAGAGCCCGGGCGGGCCCGCUGGUGGGGAAGGUGCUGCCGUUCCGGCGCCAGCCCGGCGGGUCCCGCCCGCCCUGGGUCCCCGAGGGCGCCAGGAGCAGGACGGGCUCCGGCAGGGACAAGGAGGACUUCGCCAAGUGCCACACGGUGAGGGCGCGGGGCAAGUCCCUGAAGGUGACGCUGCAGUGGGACGGGCACUACGCCCACAACCUGGACACCCGCUACACCAACAACAUCCUGGAGAGAUCCGUCAUCCGCGCCCUGCACGGGCCCUGGGACUGCAGCCUGCCCGAGACCGUGGAGGACAUGAAGCUGAUCCUGCACACGUGGGUGGCCCUGUUCUACAGGAGGCCCUCGGCGCAGCUCAACAGCUCGCGGAAGGUGGUGGAGCACCGCGACCCCAAGAAGUACGUCCUGCUCAACAGCUCCAACGGCUCCUGGGACCUCAGCGACGACGACCUCGAGCCCCGCGGCCGCAAGACGUGCCCGGCCGACUCCAGGUCCGACCCCGACCAGACUCCCAGCAGCUCCGUGGAUCCCGGCACUCCCAGGAAAGGGUCCUCCCGCCGGGAGAAGGGCCGGCCGCACUUGCGGUUGCGGAGCUACGCCAACGGCGCUGCCGGAGGUGUGGACAGCACGGUGUCCUCCUCCUCCGGGGAGCUGCCCGGCGAGGAGGAGGAGCCUUCCUCCACCAGCUGUCCGGAGAGCGUUCCCGAGGGCGUUCCCAGCGCCGAGGAGAGCCUGGAUGAGGGAGAGGGGCAGCCGGGAAUCCCCGAGGAUGUCUCGAGCGUCACCGCGGAGGAGCCGCCGGAUGCCGCGAUCACCCCCGGCCCUUCCGAGGAGCCAGGCACGGAAAACUCCCGCAGCCCGGCCCCCAAUUCCAGUGCAGCUCCAUGCACAGACAGCCAGGGUGGAAUUCCAAGAGAUGGGGAGCAGCAGGAGGCAGGAGCAGGGCGUGGUUCUCCCAGGGAUUCGGAGAGCGCGGGGGAUACCGGACACGCCACGGAGGUUGAGGACAGCAGGGACAGCAGCCGGGCCACCGGUGAUCCACGGGAUUCCGUGCCCUUGGAAGCGAGUCCUGGAAGUGCGAGCCAUCCACGACGUGCCCGCGAUUCCGUGCCCUUGGAAGCGAGUCCCCGGAGUGCAAAUCUUGCCGGAGCCAGCGAGGAAGGGCUGGAAUCACAAGACCCCUUCGGACACCUGGAGAAAGAGGAGGGAGAGUUGGAGGAGGACAAGGAGGAGAACGAGGAGGACUUUGAGGAAGUCCUGGGGUCUGUGGAUUUGGUGUUGUCCGAGAGCAGCGACACCGAGAUGGAGAGCGAGCACAGCGACCAGAAAACAGGGAGUUCCCCACUUCCAGAGGACUUCGGUGCUCCCGGAGAGGACUCUGUGCCCAGCCCCUCCUCCUUGGCAUCGCCCCGCUCGGGCAGCUCCACACUGGUGAUGUCUGACAGGACUUGGACUGGGAGUUGGAGUGGGAUUGACUCUCCAGGGCUUCCUGGGGAGAGGGCACCGAGCGUGGAUGAGCCCCCGGAGCCCUGGGAUGCUCCGGCCACUCCGUGUUCGGAGACAGGUGGUGUUGGCGUGGCCAGUCCAGCCCGUGUGGGGUCACCCUGGGACAGUGGGGAGAUGAUCCCACCUGAUCCAGGCCUUUUCCAUGGGGCACAGCCAGACAGUGUUACAGGCAGCCCAGAACCUGCUGGAGAGACACUUGGGAAUGACUUGGAGCAGAAAGACAGGGAUCACGUGACCGCUGAAGAAAAGUGGGAAUCUUCAGAUGUGAGGUCACCCCAUGACAGUGGAGAGACGUUCCCACCUGAUCCAGGCCUUUUCCACAAGGCACAGCCAGUCUGUGGAGCUGCUGGAGAGACCCUUGGGAAUGACUUGGAGCAGAAAGACAGGGAUCACGUGCCCGCUGAAGAAAGGUGGGAAUCUUCGGAUGUGGGGUCGCCCCGUGACAGUGGAGAGACGUUCCCACCUGAUCCCGGCCUUUUCUAUGGAGCACAGCCAGACAGUGUUACAGGCAGCUCUGGAGCUGCUGGAGAGACACUCGGGAAUGCCUUGGAGCAGAAGGACAGGGAUCACGUGCCCGCUGCCGGGAACAGGGAUGGCCUGGAGUCCCCACACAGCCAGGGCCUGGCACUGCCCUUGUCCCCUCACUCCAACUCUGCCUGCCUGAUGUCUCCCGAUGGAUCCAUCGAUCCCAGAGCUGCUCCAGGGGACCAGGAGACCACGGCAGGCUUCCCGUCGCCGUCACGGCGCGACCUGGGCGGGAGCAGCCGCUUUUCCCGGGAACAGGGAGAUGAUGUCGGUGCUGAUCCCGGGGAGCCAAACCAGGAAAGGAGCGAGGUUUUGGGGGAAGAAGAGCCUGGCAGCCCUUGUUCCAACGGCACAGGAGUGCCGGAUGAUCCCAUGGGAGCAGGUGGUGGCCAGGACUUCCCCUUGGACUACGGAGCAGCGGGAGGUGAUCCCGGGGCUGGGGAGGGUGAGGAUGUGUGUCCUGGUGCAGAGAAUUCCCCCAGGAGCGACAGAAUGGACACAGAGAUGGUGGGUGACACUCCACAGGAGCCAGAGAUGCCUCUCCAUCCCCCCCUGGAGUCAGAGCCCUCCUCCUUGGAGAGGGAAGGGAUGUCAGCCCUGGACGAGCCCCCCGGGCAGCGGCGGAGCUUCCCACACAGCCCCUCCCCAUCCAGCCCUGGAUACUCAGCUCCUGCUUCUCCUGCUUAUCAGGAAGACACAGAACCCCCCAACUCGGAGCACAGCCCGUGGGAGCCAGCCCUGGGCCAGCCCUGGCAUUCCUGGGAGGAAGGAGGCGCUCCAGAGGGGAGUGUGGGUGCCCGGAACCUGGAGGGCUCCAUAAAUCCCAGAUGUUCCGGAGGGGUGAUAAGAUACCCUGCUCCACGCCCCGCAGGGCGGGCACGGGGCUCCCCUGUGGAUGAGCUUCCAAGGGAGCCAAGAUCCAGGUCUCCUCCUCCUCCACACAGUCUCCAGGAUGGUCUCCACGGCGCCAAACCGGCCUCAGUCCUGGAUGUGAGUCCCGGGAUGGUCCCUCCCGGCACGGAUUCGGCUCCGGACGAUGCCUCGUGGUCCUGCUCCCCCUGUGCCAGCCCCGGGAGCCAAAGGGAGGAGCCCAUCCCGCCUGAGGACUGGGAAGAAGGAAGAAGCAUCCCCGUUUCCAGCGCUCCAUCUUCUCCAGAGGGGGAUUUUCUCGAUCCGUGGCACGAGCCCCGCUCCGCGUGGGAGGACAGCGGAUCCGAGGAAUUCCCUGAUCCCUGGGAUGAGGAAUCCGAGGCAUUCCCUGAUCCACACCGUGCCAGCUGGGACAUGGGACCCGAGGCAUUCCCUGAUCCACACCGUGCCAGCGCAGAGGUGGAGGAGGGGGAAAUCCUCACUUCCCCCAUCCCUGCGUUACCGUUCCGCGAGCACAGGGAUCCCUCUGGAGAAAGGCUGGAGUUCAGCGACGCCGAGGACGCUUUGGACACGUUCCCGAGGGCACAGCAGCUCCUCAGCAGGGACACACGCAGGGCCGUGGCCUUUCAAGAUCCAUUGGACCUUUCAUCCAGCGACUCCGAGCAGGAAUAUUUUGGGAGGAACCCACGCCCCCCGCUUCCAGCCAGGGCUUCCCGCGGCGCGAGAUCCGUGGAUGCCGCAGGCACCAGGACAAACGGCAACGACUCCUCCGUGGAGGGGCAGGGAGACGACUGGGGCCAGGGGCUCCCCAGGGAUUCCCGGCGCUCCGUGAUCACCCGGCACCGCCGGGAGAGGCCUGGGAAUUCCCAGACUCUGAGGAGGCGGUGGCGCCGCCCGGGGGAGUCCCAUUUGUUACGGAACAACUUGCUGGGCGACUGGAGGGGCUCCGAGGAGCUCACCCAGAACACCCUGGACAUGGAGUGUCUCCGUUUCCAUUAUAAGCUAAACCAGGUCCUUGGGAAUAGGAAACCGCCCUUUUCUACCUCCGAGAGCAUCUUCCCAAGAGACUUUUCCCGGCGGGACCCUCCGGCCCCGCUGUCCGCGCAGGGCAGGAGCCCCUUGCAGGUGACCAUCCCACCCUCGCACACGUGGCCGGGCCGGAGCAGAUCCCGCCGGCAGAGGGGCUGGCACGAGGAGGACACCCCCGGGGACACCAGGAGGAGAUCCCCAUCCUACUCCCGACCCCCCUUCCGCCUCGGGAAGCUCCGCCAGGAUGGCCGGCCACCGGAUUCUCCGGGGGACGUCACCGUCGUCCUGGACGAGUAUUCCGAGUUGCCGAGGGUGGUGCUGAGCAGGGCGGACACCGGGAAGGAGGGCGGAGGGCACGGAGAGCCCCGGGAUGCGGGGCCGGGCCCGUCCCGGCGCGGGAGGCCCUUCCAGGGCAUGAUCGGGGAGCUGUGCGGGGCCCUGAGCUCCCACCUGCGCCGCGUGGCCUCCGAGGCCUCCACGCACCCGGGGAUGUUCUACCUGGUGGAGACGGGCAAGGAGCCGUUCUUUGAGAGGGUGAAGGCCCUGCUGAGGAAGGAGGGUUGGGUGAGGACGGAGCCGCGGAGCUUCUGCGGGGGGAGGCGCCGGGCCGGCGACCAACUGCUCGUCAUCAUCCGCAACGAGGACAUCUCCUCCCACAUCCACACCAUCCCGGGAUUGCUGGAGCUGAAGCGCUGUCCCGGCGUGGUGUUUGCCGGGGUGGACAAUCCCGAGGAUGUCACGGGUCACACGUACCAGGAGCUGUUCCACACCGGGGGCUUCCUGGUGUCCGACCACCACGUCUUGGAAUCCAUGUCUCUGGCCCGGCUGAAGGAGGUGGUGAAGGUGCUGGAGAAGCUCAACAGGAGCGGGAGGUGGAAGUGGCUCCUUCACUACAGGGAGAGCAAGAAGCUCCGAGGAGACCUCAGGGUGGCCCCCGAUGCCCACGGGAAGCAGCUGCUCCUGAAGUGGUGCCAGGAGGAGGGGCUGGUGGAGGUGCUGCCCUUCCACGGCUGCGACUCCCCCGGCGCCCCCGAGAAGCAGCUCCUGAGGUGCCUCCUGGGGCUGCAGGUCCAGCACGUCCGGGCCAGGCUGGGCGUGUUCCUGACCCAAAACCCCGGAGCGAGGAGGGAAGUCCUGGAGAGCAAAGGGAUCCUGGUGGCCGACGUGGGCUCCUUCCUGGGCACCCUGCAGGGCGUGGCCGCUCCCUUCCGGAGGAGUUACUGGUGACAAAGCCCAGCCAGGACACGGCUCCUCCCCACGGUGGCACCAGUUGGGGCAUCCCAACCCUUCCGGGACACCCCAACCCUUCUGGGACAUCCCAACCCUUCCGGGACAUCCCAACCCUUCCGGGACACCCCAACCCUUCUGGGACAUCCCAACCCUUCCGGGACACCCCAUCCCGGCGGAUGCUCCGGGUGGCGCGGGAAGGGCCGUCCGAGUUCUACCCGGAAAACCUGACUGGGAGGUGGCCAAUCCAACCCCCCUCCCCGGGGGUUUAUUCCCUGUUCCGGGGGUUUUAUUCCCUGUUGCGGCCCAGGACCGAGGUCGUUGUAACGCAGCAGGUUAAUUAUUGGAGCGUUUCCCAGCGGUUUUAGUGCCGCUGACAUGGGAAGAAACAGGAAAAUGGAUUUCCAGAAAGCCGUUUUUACUUGAAGGAAGGUCGGGAAGGACAGUUAACCCCCCUCCCCACAGGGUAGUUCCUGUGCCCUGCCCUCCUACACUACAUUUCAGCUCACCCCCCGUUGUCUCACGGUACCAUUUCCCUGCUGGGACUCCAUCCCGGCACAUUCCAGCACCUGGAAUUCCUGUAAAUAGCCGGGAUAUAGGAAUGAAAUAAAAGCUCUUAUUUAUGGGGGCCGGGAUGGAGACGCAGGGCCGGUGUUCGUCCUCUUCUAUUUUGGGGUUUUUUUAAAUGAGAGCGUUGCAGUUGUCCUUCUGUUGGGGACGGAUUUGUAAAGAGUUUGAAUAAUAAAACCUCAAAACAAA